Molecule: messenger RNA, 660 nt
Organism: Ambispora gerdemannii
Lineage: Eukaryota; Fungi; Glomeromycota; Glomeromycetes; Archaeosporales; Ambisporaceae
Source: the annotation of a GenBank genome assembly
AUGGCUAGUCUCCAGACCAAAGGUGAAAUUAAAGUUAAGAAAGAAGACCUCAAAGUUGGUCAAGAGGUCAUUUACCAUCCAGUCGGAAUGGCAGUGCAAACAACUAAAGGAAUCAUCAAAGAAAUUAUUACUGAAUCGGAGAUUGCAGGUGAAACCCACAAGACUAUCAAGGCGAGUCCUGAACACCCUCGAAUCUUGAUUGAAAACUUGCAUACUCACAAGGAAACCGGACGUCGUCUUAAAAGCCAAAAACAUGAAACCCAUCGUGCAGCUCAUGACAAAGGCCAUACCAAGAUUAGUGAUAUCAAAGUUGGUCAAUAUGUCAUUUAUCAUCCGAUUGGAUCCACGCAGCAAACUGCUGAAGGACUUGUAAAGGAGAUCAUCACCGCAGACGAGGUUACUGGUCAAGCACAAAGGACAGUUCACGCGACUCCUGAACAUCCACGUAUCUUGAUUGAGAACUUGCAUACUCAAAAGGAAACUGCCUAUAAACCCGAAAGUAUCGAACGUGUCAUCACCGAGGAAGAAGCCAAAAAAUUGGCUAGCACUCGUGCGCAAAGUCGAAGUCCUAAUAGGCAAAGUCAAAUUCCUAAUAAGCAGGGUAAACGUGGUCGUGGUAAAAAGGAAGAGAAAGAACUUGAAGAAGAUGAUGAUAAAUGA